Messenger RNA from Ahaetulla prasina, 722 nucleotides. Its product is annotated as cilium assembly protein DZIP1-like. The record is from RefSeq and is a predicted model, not a curated record. Lineage: Eukaryota; Metazoa; Chordata; Lepidosauria; Squamata; Colubridae. The coding region runs from base 1 to 588 and encodes 195 amino acids. The transcript has 5 exons.
AUGUCAUGUGAUGCUGCUGUGACGACGCAAAACUCCUCUUUUAGCUCAGAAGAGGAAGUGGAGGAUAAUGACAUCAGGCACUCCUACAUCUCACCCGAAUUAUCUCUGCAUAAGGCACCCAAGGGCCACAGCAAAGACAAUUUGCCAAAAUUUGCAUAUCGGAGUGAUGUAAACAUUCCUGAAAAUGAAGUAGAUCUUAAGCCAUCCAGAAGCAAAAGCUCUUUACUUCAAAAUGAGAUGAAUGAAAUGGAAAAGUUUCUUUUGAGCCAAAGAAAGGAAAGCAAAGAAAUUGGAGGAAUGAAUGGUGGUUCAUCAUCUAUUCAUACAUGUGCCCAAGGAGUAAAGUUUACAGGUAUUGCAGAUGAGGAUGACUGGGAUUUAUCAUCUCUGGAAGAUGAAAAACCUUUGAAAGAUGAGAAAAAUAAGAAUGUACGUGCUGUUGAAAAGAAUGAUCGAUGUGCGAUGUCAAUGACCCAUGAAUGGGGAAAACCAAUAAAGGAUGAAGGACAUCCAGAUGCAGAUAUCUCAAGCUCACGGAAAAGCAGUUUGGUCACUGUUACAGAUUGGAGUGACUCUUCAGAUAUUUGAUUGUGCAAGGAGGUUUAAUCUGAUUUCUGUCCUUUUUUUCUUAUGGUGCACUAACAAGGAACUUUUCUUUACAAAACUGUGUCCAAAGUUUUACCUUUUAUCAAAUGCGAGCUUUUAAUUACUUUCAGCUAGUU